CCCGGGACUGCAAUUACAAUAAUCAACCAAUUCUUCCAGGUGGUUGAGACGAUAGCAGGCAUGCAGGACAAGUUUCUAGGAGUUUUCUCCCAGGAAGGGAAUCCUAUUAUGAGAAUUACAGAGGUUCUGGUCGCUAAAUCUUCCAGCCUCUCCAGAAUCAUUCCUGCUAAACUCAAACUAGCGAUGCGUAUAGAAGAAGAAAGCAAAGACUUGGGAAGAAUGGGAGAGGAAAUAUUCGAGUGUAUUGGAGAACUUAUUGAAGCAAAGAAGGAUCUUUUAGACAAGGUUACUGAACUUCUUACUUCUACCUUAGAGUUCCUUCAGAACCUGUCCCCUGAAGGGGUCAAUUUAUUACAGUUAAUACAAACAGUAGGGGAUGGAGAACUAUAUAAACUAUUAAACCUUGGACCAAUACAGUUUAAGGGUUCCGAUAUAGGUGGACAAAAUAUAAACUCCGCUCUUACAUCUGCUUUGAGAAAUAAUAAUCCAGGUUUUUUGGGAAUAUCAUUGAAAUCUCUUCUAGUUGAUACUUCCAGUCCUAGAUACUCAGGUUCUAGGACUGGACAAGUGAAUUCUGCUUUGGCAGGAAAACUGAAGAAUGCCAUCUUGGGAGUUCGGAGUACACUUGUUGCACGACAAGGAGAAAUCAUCUUAGAUACAUUUCUCCCUAAUUUAAAAUUAGGAACUAGGUGUAAGAAUGAGAUUAGGAUAGAAAAAUCUCGGGUAGUUGCGCGGGUGCGCAGAACCAGUUUAGUGUCCAGCACUGUAGGGUUCACUGUGUACAACAGAGGUCAGCCGACCCUGGACAUAAUCAAGUUUGGACAUUUGCACACCGACCUCUUCCUUAACGGAGGUCUUCAUCUCAGCCUCGGGCAACCUGUAUUCAACAAGUGUCUUCAGAAGGUUGAGACUAGAAUGCCACUUGUUGUAUCAGGAGAUGGUGAAGCUGAGAUUAGUGCUAAAAUAAUACUCAGUAAUAUUAGAAUACAGAUGCGACCUGUGGCUGCCGAUAUUGUCCCGGGCAUUAAAAACCCGAUCAGAAACCUACCGAUAGGCGAAAUAAGACCCCAUCUUGUGGUUGAGUACAGACUGCGUCUCCAAGGAACUCUAGAAAGUGUGAAUGUUCACAAAUUCAAACUCAGCGGAUGUGAAGUUAAACUUCUUGGGCUAAAUCUCUUCUCCUACUGUUCGUUUAUAGAGAAAAUUGUUAUGAGUGAAUUGAAGAAAGGAAUAGGGAAAACAGUUCCAAUAUCCGCCAACCCUGCUCUAGAAAAUAUACAGGAGAUGAUCAAAUCCAGGUUUGGAACUGAGUUAUAUCUUCCACUAGUGUUUUCUAAUAAUAACCUAUUUGAACCUGUACAGAGAGUUAUCAGGAAAACACAGAAGUUAAUAAAUCUUAAUAGACAGUUAUUCGGACGGGUGUCAGGUCUUGCAGGAGAGUUUAGAAUUCUGGAUGUUUUAUAAUUCGUUUCAGAAUAGUUUACAUCAGUACUUUUAUAUACUGUACUGUACUGUACAGUGUACAACCUUUCAUCAGAGCUUUUAUUGUACCGA
Eurytemora carolleeae is the source of this 1554-nucleotide messenger RNA. RefSeq lists its product as uncharacterized. The coding region runs from base 61 to 1464 and encodes 467 amino acids. The transcript has 20 exons. Lineage: Eukaryota; Metazoa; Arthropoda; Copepoda; Calanoida; Temoridae. The record is from RefSeq and is a predicted model, not a curated record.